This is a messenger RNA of Nematolebias whitei (Rio pearlfish), 1209 nucleotides long. RefSeq names its product trypsin-3. The transcript has 9 exons. The record is from RefSeq and is a predicted model, not a curated record. Gene Ontology annotation, biological process: proteolysis. Gene Ontology annotation, molecular function: nucleic acid binding; serine-type endopeptidase activity. The coding region runs from base 1 to 1209 and encodes 402 amino acids. NCBI's taxonomy places the organism in Eukaryota, Metazoa, Chordata, Actinopteri, Cyprinodontiformes, Rivulidae.
AUGGACCUGCUGUCUUUAGUGCUUUGUGUCCUGUUGGAAGCCCUGGCUGUGUACAGUCAAGGUCUUGCAGAGGAACGCAUAGUGGGAGGCUACGCACCAGUUCCACAUUCCAUCAAGUACAUUGUGUCGGUGCAGACCACGAACCGUCAGCACUUCUGUGGGGGCUUCUUGAUCAGUCGAUUCUGGGUAGUCACAGCAGCACAUUGUAACAUCGGGGUCGACAGAAUGAUGGUAGUGGCAGGAGACUACUCUUUGUCUGUUUACGAGGGCACAGAACAAGAAGUCUUUCCACAGUUUUUGGUGCCACACCCUCAAUUUAACUCCCAAACCAACAACUACGACGUCAUGCUCAUUAAGCUGAGGUCCCCCGUCUAUCUGAACGACUAUGUUUCCAUCAUUCUGCUGCCCAGAUAUGACGCAGCUAUACCAGCGGGCACAACGUGUCGCGUGUCAGGAUGGGGAUAUACCAGCCCCACUGGGGGCACGAUUCCCUCCACCCUUCGGACCGUGACACUUCCCAUUAUUUCCUCAGCUAAAUGUAACAGCUCUGCAUCCUUUAAUGGUAGAAUCACAGAAAACAUGAUGUGUGCUGGUUAUGAUCUGGGUGGAAAGGAUGCCUGUCAGGGAGACUCAGGCGGCCCUCUUGUGUGCGAUGGCCGGGCCUAUGGAGUGGUGUCAUGGGGAAUAGGUUGUGCCGAGGCACAGUUUCCUGGAGUCUACACAGCCAUGUCCAAAUUCCGCAGAUGGAUAGACACCACCAUAUUUAGCUACUACAGCAAAUCCCCCAUCCUACAUUCACUGGACUCCAGCAAACCCUUUAUUGUGGAGGUGGAUGCCUCCAGCACAGGUGCCAGAGCUGUUCUCAGCCAGUGCAGCAGUGAUUGGAAGGUGCACCCACCUGGAAUCAAGAAUCUGAAGCCCGAUGCCCUGUCCUGUCUCGAGGAGGAUGAGCCCAGUCACACUCCAAUGAAGAAGGACUUCGUCCUUCCGGAGACAUCUGAUGGUCAGUCAGAGCGAGCCAACCAGGAGGUGGAGACCAAGCUUUGCAUCAUGUGUCAGGAUGAUCCUAUCAACUGGGCCGACAACCUACCAUGGGUUGAGCAUGCUAUGAACUCUCUGCCCUCAUCCACCACAGGAAUGGGAGGCUUGGGUGCCAUCUGCCCACAGGGCUGCCCUAUGAUGUCAGCGGAGCUGGAGGAGAGCCAGUAG